Staurois parvus is the source of this 575-nucleotide messenger RNA. The record is from the annotation of a GenBank genome assembly. Lineage: Eukaryota; Metazoa; Chordata; Amphibia; Anura; Ranidae.
GACUCCAUACUUCCCGCACCACUGUCAUGUCUGCAGUCUCUGGUCAUCUCCUGUACUAUGUCCACAGUCUCUGGUCAUCUCCUGUAGUAUGUCCGCAGUCUGGUCAUCUCCUGUACUAUGUCCGCAGUCUCUGGUCAUCUCUUGUACUAUGUCCGCAGUCUCUGGUCACUCCUGUACUAUGUCUGCAGUCUCUGCUCAUCUCCUGUACUGUGUCCGCAGUCUCUGGUCAUCCCCUGUACUGUGUUCGCAGUCUCUGGUCAUUUCCUGUACUGUGUCCGCAGUCUCUGGUCAUCUCCUGUACUGUGUUCGCAGUCUCUGGUCAUUUCCUGUACUGUGUCCGCAGUCUCUGGUCAUCUCCUGUACUGUGUCCGCAGUCUCUAGUCAUCUCCUGUACUGUGUCCGCAGUCUCUGGUCAUCUCCUGUACUGUGUCCGCAGUCUCUGGUCAUCUCCUGUACUGUGUCCGCAGUCUCUGGUCAUCUCCUGUACUGUGUCCGCAGUCUCUGGUCAUCUCCUGUACAAUGUCUGCAGUCUCUGGUCACUCCUGUACUAUGCCCGCAGUCUCUGGUCACUCCUG